Suricata suricatta (meerkat) is the source of this 1917-nucleotide messenger RNA. It is a transcript of the gene SIX3, whose product is annotated as SIX homeobox 3. Gene Ontology annotation, molecular function: DNA-binding transcription factor activity, RNA polymerase II-specific; RNA polymerase II cis-regulatory region sequence-specific DNA binding. Gene Ontology annotation, biological process: eye development; brain development; regulation of transcription by RNA polymerase II. The coding region runs from base 76 to 1080 and encodes 334 amino acids. The transcript has 4 exons. The record is from RefSeq and is a predicted model, not a curated record. Lineage: Eukaryota; Metazoa; Chordata; Mammalia; Carnivora; Herpestidae. Gene Ontology annotation, cellular component: transcription regulator complex; nucleus.
ACGCGCUCCCCAAGAGCGAAGGCAAACAGCUGUGGAGGCGCUGCCCAGGGCUCAGGCUUCCCAACAGGUCAGUCCAUGGUAUUCCGCUCCCCCCUAGACCUCUAUUCCUCCCACUUCUUGUUGCCAAACUUCGCCGAUCCUCAUCACCGCUCCCUACUUCUGGCGAGUAGCGGCGGCGGGAACGGCGCGGGCGGCGGCGGUGCUGGCGGAGCGGGCGGCGGCGGCGGCGGCUCCAGGGCCCCCCCGGAAGAGUUGUCCAUGUUCCAGCUGCCCACCCUCAACUUCUCGCCGGAGCAGGUGGCCAGCGUCUGCGAGACGCUGGAGGAGACGGGCGACAUCGAGCGGCUGGGCCGCUUCCUCUGGUCGCUGCCCGUGGCCCCCGGGGCGUGCGAGGCCAUCAACAAGCACGAGUCGAUCCUGCGCGCGCGCGCCGUGGUCGCCUUCCACACGGGCAACUUCCGCGACCUCUACCACAUCCUGGAGAACCACAAGUUCACCAAGGAGUCCCACGGCAAGCUGCAGGCCAUGUGGCUCGAGGCGCACUACCAGGAGGCCGAGAAGCUGCGCGGCCGCCCGCUCGGCCCGGUGGACAAGUACCGCGUGCGCAAGAAGUUCCCGCUGCCGCGCACCAUCUGGGACGGCGAGCAGAAGACGCAUUGCUUCAAGGAGCGGACUCGGAGCCUGCUGCGGGAGUGGUACCUGCAGGACCCCUACCCCAACCCCAGCAAGAAACGCGAACUGGCCCAGGCCACCGGCCUCACUCCCACACAAGUAGGCAACUGGUUUAAGAACCGGAGGCAGCGCGACCGCGCCGCGGCGGCCAAGAACAGGCUCCAACACCAGGCCAUCGGACCCAGCGGUAUGCGUUCGCUGGCCGAGCCCGGCUGCCCCACGCACGGCUCGGCAGAGUCGCCGUCUACGGCGGCCAGCCCCACCACCAGCGUGUCCAGCCUGACCGAGCGCGCGGACACCGGCACCUCUAUCCUCUCGGACAAGCACGGCUUCUCCUUUCGGUUCCCACGGACCCGGCACCCCACCUGCAUGACGAUUUAUUUGUAUCUGGGAAAAUAUUCUCUCUAGUUUAAAACGAGUUUAAAAGAGUCGACUAUACAAAAACCGACCGCCACCGCGACAACAAGAUGACAAAAGCAAAACAGACAAAAAGAGAAAAAAAAAUAAAGCUGCCAUCUCCGUUCGGAAUUUGUUUAAAAAAAAGAAAAAGAACUCCUUGAGAGGGAAAUAGCAAAUGUUUCUCGCCUUUUGUUGCUCGCUCUCUCUUUUUUCCUCUCUCGCUCUCUUUCUUUCUCUGUUUUAAAGUCCAAGUAUUGGUCAAACAAGAUGCAAUCUUCUGUUUUUUGUUCAGCAGACAAUCAUUUUCUUCGUAAGCACCUUUUUCUCUCUACUCUGUCACUGCCUGUGUGGGUACUGGUUAUAAAUGUGGAAAAAGAAUAGUUAUGACUGUAACAGAUUUUUAUUUUUAUUUCAAAAUUUUAUAUGAAUUAUGUAUAUCUUAAUGAUCGGUCAUUUUCCCAGUUUGUAAUAUAUGUGUAGAAAUUGCCUGUAUAUGAUAUUGCUUUUUCUCCUCUUCCUUUUUCAUUCUCUGUCCUCCCUUCCUCCGCCCUCCCUGCUCACCUGUCUCUUUCCUUUUUGGGGUUCCCCUCCCACUCGAUGUUCCUGGCGUCGACUUGGCAGUCAAGGCGUGGCAUGGCGGGCUGGGUUAGGCAGAGGGACCCCCGUCGCUAGCAGAAGCGGAGAGUGAGACCGUAGUAUUCUUAUGCAAAAGCUAUUCCAAGUAUUUCUUAGCUGCUUCGGAGAUAUCUCUCACUCCCCGUAGGGCGCUUUUACUGUUAUCUUAACUGCGUGUUUAUCUAUAUGUAAAAACUUUCUAAAGCAAAUACAGUAUUCUCCUUUUUCUUA